ACCGAUGCUUUCGAUAAAAAAGUUGGAUGUUACUUGUUUUACUUUAUCAAUCAAAGUUGACUAUAAAUACACACAUUACUAUUUCUUCUCAUAUCACUCUCAGGCUUGCCAGGCGGCGUUGCUUACAAAAACCUGACAAGCGAAACAGAGAGUUUUCUGAGGAUAUUUGAUUUUACCGUUCUACCCUCGUAACUGAAAACGGCAAAUACGUUUCUUCUUUUUUGUUUUCUUCUCCUUUCUGUUUUUUGUUUGUGGCUUUAAAUUUUUCCAAAUUAAUUCGAAAAAGAGAGAAGUGAAGAAAAGACUCGUCAGUGAAGGAACAUUCGCCGAGAUCAGAAAAAACGCAGACGGAGAGAUAAAUGAUCGAGACUGGAAGGUAUCUUCUCGGCGCCGCCGGUGCUAGCGGAUUCGGCUCUAAAUCCACCGCCGAUGAGGUAACGGAGAACUGCGACCUUCGUUCCACCACAGCGAUAAUCACCGGCGCGACGUCGGGGAUCGGAGCGGAGACGGCGAGAGUUCUGGCGAAACGAGGAGCGAGGUUGAUUUUUCCGGCGAGGAACGUGAAAGCGGCGGAGGAAGCGAAAGGGAGGAUCGUCUCUGAGUUUCCGGAAACGGAGAUCGUCGUUAUGGAGCUUGAUCUCAGUUCCAUCUCUUCCGUACGGAGUUUCGUCGCCGAUUUCGAAUCUCUCGAUCUGCCUCUUCAUCUUCUCAUAAACAACGCAGGCAAAUUAGCACAUGAACAUGCAAUAUCCGAAGACGGGAUCGAGAUGACAUUUGCUACUAAUUAUCUAGGCCAUUUUCUCUUGACCAAUCUGUUGCUAAAGAAGAUGAUUCAAACGGCAGAGGAAACAGGAGUUCAAGGAAGGAUCGUUAACGUCACGUCGGGCAUUCACGGCUGGUUUACCGGCGACUUGAUCGAAUAUCUCCGGCUGAUUUCUCAACCCAAGUGUCAAUUCGAUGCGACACGUGCGUAUGCUCUCUCGAAGCUUGCCAACGUUUUGCAUACCAAGGAGCUCUCUUCUAGACUCCAGAAAAUUGGAGCGAACGUGACCGUAAACUGCGUACACCCAGGGGUCGUUAAAACUCGGUUAACUAGAGACCGGGAAGGCUUAUUGACAGAUCUCGUAUUCUUCUUGACUUCCAAGCUCCUUAAGACCGUCUCUCAAGCAGCAGCAACGACGUGCUACGUGGCAACUAAUCCAAGUUUGGUGAACGUAUCGGGAAAGUACUUUACGGACUGUAAUGAAACGACGCCGUCGGGACUCGGAUCCAGCUCCUCCGAAGCUACCAAAUUAUGGGCUGCGUCGGAGAUUCUGGUAACUCAACAUUCCAAGGCCGGCUUCGACCCACUUAACUAAAGAGAACAAAAAAAGAUGAAGUCAUUAAUUAUCUUAUAUUACAUACCCUAGGAAAAUAUUAUAUUGAAAAAUCUUAAUAGAUGAGAAAAAUAUUAUAAAGUUUAGUUAAUACCCCUAGAAAAAUAUUAUAGUGCUAUCAAGAGUCUUGUAAACAUAUAGAUAUGAUAAUUAUACAACAAGUGUUCUAUUUCUAUACUACUAAUGCGAAGCUGAUGUAUUUAAUAGCCUUUGUUUAUACGUAGUUAUUAUAUUAGUAUAUGAGAUUUUAA
Thlaspi arvense is the source of this 1627-nucleotide messenger RNA. Lineage: Eukaryota; Viridiplantae; Streptophyta; Magnoliopsida; Brassicales; Brassicaceae. The record is from the annotation of a GenBank genome assembly.